AUGUAUCAAUUGGCAGAUGACGAGCAAGUUGAGUCAAGAAUGAGGAAGGUUAUUUUGCAUCUAUCACUGCAGCUUUCAAUUUUGAGAUGCAACCCUAUAUGUAUGUAUAUCGGUUAUCUCAAUGUUCCGCUUGUCCACGUCAAGGAGAUAAAUGUUGGGCUCAGGGCUCCAAUUUGGCCUCUCGGUGGAUUAAUCAGGAAUUGUGACAAAGAAGAUGGAAAAUUGAAUCGCAGAGGACUGUUAGCCGCCGUGCAGAACGAGCAGUUGACUGGUAAAAAUGCCCUGGACCGGCAGUCGAGGGAUCUGGUCGCUUGAUAUCUGUUUCCCGGUGUUGGAUGAAAAACCACUUCCUUCAUGUCAUGGUAUUUUCUCCUGCCCACACCAACACGACGCCCACUUUCUCCGCUGUCUACCUAGCCUGGCCCCUUUACGGUGACCAAUGAGCGAUCCUGGUAAGAUGCGGCGGAAAUGUCUGCAGAAGCUCGUUGUGCACAAGCCCUGGGAGCUUCAGGUUGCCAAUUCAAGCUUGAAAGCGAAUACCACUUUCGCCACGAGUUUGCUGUUGAGUUUAGUCGAGGCCAGGGUCAAAGACAUUUGUUGUUUCCGAUCCAUGACUGAACAGAAGAAAAAGAAAAGAAACGGACUACAAUGCGUGCUGCCUUUGGGAUACGCUUGCGCGAAUAGAAAAGGCGCUCUUUUGUUUUUCUUCCGUUUUCCAUUUUCGUCCCUUCGGCACACUCCACCCUCCCCCAUUUAUUUCCCAGAAAACAAUAUGCUUCACCUUUUUUCUUUUUCUUCCCUCUUUUUUUUUCUUUUCUUUUCUUUUUUUUCAUUGUUAAAUUUUUUAUCUUCUUAUUUUAUUUUCUCUCGAUUUGAUUUUUUUUUUCUUUAUUUAUAUUAGUGGGUGGAGUGAGCAAUUGCCU
Aspergillus vadensis CBS 113365 is the source of this 923-nucleotide messenger RNA. RefSeq lists its product as uncharacterized. Lineage: Eukaryota; Fungi; Ascomycota; Eurotiomycetes; Eurotiales; Aspergillaceae. The transcript has a single exon. The coding region runs from base 440 to 901 and encodes 153 amino acids. The record is from RefSeq and is a predicted model, not a curated record.